Hydractinia symbiolongicarpus is the source of this 1475-nucleotide messenger RNA. RefSeq names its product peroxisomal membrane protein PEX13-like. NCBI's taxonomy places the organism in Eukaryota, Metazoa, Cnidaria, Hydrozoa, Anthoathecata, Hydractiniidae. The transcript has 9 exons. Gene Ontology annotation, biological process: protein import into peroxisome matrix, docking. The coding region runs from base 145 to 1236 and encodes 363 amino acids. The record is from RefSeq and is a predicted model, not a curated record. Gene Ontology annotation, cellular component: peroxisome; peroxisomal importomer complex; peroxisomal membrane. Gene Ontology annotation, molecular function: protein binding.
AACAACAUAAUCCGGCUGUCGCGGCUGUAAACAGGCCGUUUUCGCAAUCUGGGCAGAACACAACACCAGAUAACUUUGCUACUCGCACCUUGUGCUACGGAGAAGGUGAAAUAAAUCUUAUUGCGAUUAGACAAUUACAAUGGUAUGUCUUCUUCAGCCUCUCAGCAGUGGGAUCUAAUAGGUGAUGUAAAGACACAUAACCCUGACAAUCAACGGUAUGGUUUAUCAAGAAUGAGUUACAUGAACGAUGGCGGCAUAUCUUCAGAGAAUAAGUUACCAAACCAACCGCCUCCUGUACCAAGACGACCUAAUGCAGGUGGAUUGUUGUCACAGUCACCUUCGUUAUACACUCCAGGGUAUGGUAGUAGUAUGUAUGGGAAUCCAUACCAAAGCUUUAUGUAUGGUGGACCCAGUAUGGGUUACAGCGGAUAUGGAAUGAGAGGAAACUAUGACGGUAGUAACUCUAUUCUUGGUGGUGUUGAAGAUGUAACGCAGUCAGCAUUUGAAUCUGUUGGUUCUGUCAUACAAGCUUUUAGUUCUGUUAGCAUGAUGCUCGAAUCGACUUUGUUUGCAUUACAACAUUCAGUGCGAGCAAUCGUGAGUGUAGCUGAUCAGUUUAGUCAUCUGCGGCUUCAUCUUCUUACAAGUUGCAUUUCAAUGCUUCGCACGAUUAAAUAUUACUUCAACAAACUGAUGGUACUCUUUCACGUACGAAAUAAGCAAACGGAUGAAAGCAUAUGGAAAGAAGUAAUGCAAGGAGCAAACUCAACUGGUGACACAAAACAAUGGCCUGUGGUAUUGUUUUUCGCAAUUGUAGUUGGAACUCCAUGGUUGAUGUGGAAACUUCUCCGCAACGUUGUGUCGACUCAGGAUGUGAACAGCAAGUGGCAGAAAGGUGUUGGCGAACACUACUUAGCUGAAGUGAAAUUUUCUUUCUCUGCUGAAAAUCGUGACGAGUUGUCUAUUACUUGUGGAGAUAUAAUUCGUAUUGCUCCAAAGAAUAAGCAGCCACGCGUAAGAGGUUGGAUUCUAGCUUCUGAUGGCGAAAAUCAAGGAAUAGUUCCCGCGAAUUAUAUAACAAUUUUAGGUAAAAAUCGUAGCAACACGUCAAAGGAAGAAUUAAAGUUUAAGGAGAAAAAUAAAGAUAAAACGCGCAUGAUUACACAGACAGAAGCACUUGACAAACUAAAUGAAGCAUGGAGUAGCCCAACAGAUCAAAACGACACUUCAUCUUGACAUGAAGCAACGUGUUAAUUGAUCGUGUUAAAUAUAUAUAAUAACCACGAUAUAAUAUAACGAUAUAGCUAUAUAAUAACCAAUUGAUUGUACUCUUUACCAAAGCUUGGUCGUAUUUGACUCUCGUAAAUUUUAACGCACGAAUUUUCCUCUCCACAAGGGAAAUUCGUGAAGAGAUUUUUAUAUAUCUUAAUCAUUGCAAUGACAAUUUUUUUAAAAAAAUAUAUAUAUUAUUUCCA